UCCUACGAUCUACACUUACUCUCAGCCAAUGAGAGCUCAGUAAUAAUGCGGAAACUAGUGCGAUUGACUCAUUAUAACUUUUAUUUACACGCUGUUUAUAGACAUUGGGACAUAAGAACGCCUUAAUUUUAUAGUCUAGGUCCAAUGCUUACUCCAUAAUCUACUACUACUAUUGUAGAAUAACCCUAAUGUCAAUGAAAGAUAAUUGCGUCAUAUUUUCUCUUGUUUUAAAUUUAUAAAUAAUUUAUUUUACACUUUCUAACUCAAGUUGCAGUAUUAGUAAAUGCAAAUUUUGUCGGUAUAAAAUGCUCGAAAAAAAAAAACAGUGAUAUAUCUUUACGGUUUCUUGUAUUUAUUAACAUUUUGCCAAAAUUAAUAUUGUGUUCUUGUUCAUAUAUCAAGAAUGUAUAGUCUGUAAUCUGAAAAUUCACUAAUAGGAUACGAUAGUUGUUAGGUUUUGUAUUUAUCAUGUCAGUUGCAUAUUGUAAAAAUCGUUUUUUGAUAAACAAUCGUUUUCUAAAAAAUUUCCAAAAAAAUAAAACAUCUUUUCUAGUCCUGUAAAAAGACACCAUUCGGAUUGCAGCGUCAAUUUCUCAAGAUGCGCUGUAUACACGAUACUCAAUCAAGUUCAAAAAGUGAAGUCUCAUUGUAAGUCUAUAAUUAUAAAAACUGUGAGAAGAUUGAUCAAUUCAAUGAAUUCUUUUUUAAUAGUUAUAAUAAUAAUAAUUCUGAAUAUGGAAGUUACAUUUGUUUGCUCAUAAUAUGACCUCAUACCAAUUCAAUAGUAUGUGCUUUCAUAUAUACAUCGUACACUCUGCUGUGUCACUUGAGAUAAGACAUUUAAUCUCUAAACUAUUUAUAGACACGAGUUACGUGUUGCAGACGCAGUUAGUAUUUGAUCGUACACAAGACUCGUCAUGCAAUUUCAAGAAGAUUCGCGAAUCUGCGCUUUCGUGUCUCAAAGAACAGUCUUCGCAAAUAGCGUCCGACCGGCUACAUUAGUCGUAUACGAUGAAAAAAUACAGGAAAUAUCGUACAACACCGGUGAAGACGUUGUACGAUAUUUGUCACAGAAAUAUCCCGGCAUUCGGUUUAACGAUUACGGCUCGUUAGUGCUAAUGCCUGGAAUAAUAGACUCCCAUGUGCAUAUAAAUGAGCCCGGAAGAACCGAAUGGGAAGGAUUUUACACUGCAACACGAGCGGCCGCGGCUGGCGGUGUCACCACGAUCGCGGAUAUGCCUUUGAAUUCUAUUCCGCCCACUACCACUUUAGAUAAUCUCAAAAUUAAAGCGAGAGAAGCGUAUUCGAAAACGUUUGUAGACGUUGCGUUCUGGGGCGGUGUGGUACCAGGAAAUCAACACGAAUUGCGAUCGUUAAUAAACGCAGGUGUAGUUGGUUUCAAGUGCUUCUUGUGCCCAAGCAAAAUCGAUGAAUUUCCACAUGUCUCUGUGGACGAUGUGAAAAGAACUUUUAUGGAAUUAUUGUCUACAAAAACUGUGCUUGCGUUUCACGCAGAAUACGAGCGGAAUGAGGAAACGAAUUUGUUAACUGACGAUCCAGGAUUGUACGAUACUUUCUUGCGUACUCGACCUGAUCUCAUGGAACUUGAUGCCGUAAAAUUAAUUUGUGAUUGGUGCACAAGAUACAAAGUUCGAUGUCACAUAGUGCAUUUGUCAAGCGCGGAAUGUUUACCAUUAAUAAAUGACACCAAAGCUCGUGGUGCACCUUUAACCGUGGAAACAUGCUAUCACUAUUUGGUACUAGCCGCGGAAGAAAUACCAGCAGGCUCUACUGAAUUCAAAUGUUGCCCGCCAAUCAGGGGAAAGAACAAUCAAGAACAGUUAUGGCACGGUAUUAAAAAUGGAACGUUAGAUAUGAUUGUUUCGGAUCAUUCUCCCUGUGUGCCAGAAUUAAAGACUCGUGGAAAUUUUUUGACUGCUUGGGGUGGUAUCUCCUCAUUGCAAUUUGGAUUAUCGCUGAUAUGGACAGCCGCGAGAACGAGAGAUAUGUCACUUUCCGAUGUUUCGAAGCUAUUAAGCAGUCAACCCGCAAAGCUGUGCGGCCUCGAAGAUCGCAAAGGUGAUUUAUUAGUUGGAAUGGACGCAGAUUUUGUUAUUUGGGAUCCAGAAGAAUCUAUUAAGAUCGAGGCAAAUGAUAUUCACCACAAAAAUAAACUGACACCGUAUCAAGGGAAAGUCCUGUUUGGAAAAGUAAUCGUAACUGUCCUUAGGGGACAAUUUGUUUUUAAGGAAGGAAAGAUUUGCGAUAAACCCGUGGGAAAAUUACUGUUAAAUAAAAAUGUUUUGCAAAUGAUAAGAACCUAAUAAACUUUUUCUUUCAUCACGAAUA
Messenger RNA from Solenopsis invicta (red fire ant), 2349 nucleotides. RefSeq names its product allantoinase, mitochondrial. Gene Ontology annotation, molecular function: zinc ion binding; cobalt ion binding; allantoinase activity. Gene Ontology annotation, biological process: purine nucleobase catabolic process; allantoin catabolic process. Bases 918 to 2324 code for a protein of 468 amino acids. The transcript has 11 exons. NCBI's taxonomy places the organism in Eukaryota, Metazoa, Arthropoda, Insecta, Hymenoptera, Formicidae. Gene Ontology annotation, cellular component: cytoplasm. The record is from RefSeq and is a predicted model, not a curated record.